AUGGCCUGGCUGACCAGCGUGCUUCAGGGCGCCUCUUCCGUCACCAGCUCGGUCGUCGCGGGCGCGAUUGGCGGACUGGCCGCGGGCGGGCGCUGCGACUGCCACUGCGAGUGGUCCGCGGCCCCAGACCACGGCUUCCUCCAGGUCUGCCCUGCGCUGCCGCCACCGCCGGUGACCACCCUGGCGCUCGUCGGGGUGGGCCUCUUCCUCGCGGGCGUGCUCUUCGGCGCGUGUUUGGUGAUCGGCGAGGCGCGGCUGGAGUGGUUCUCGCAGCUCCAGCGGGGCUCUCGAGUCCUGGUGCGGUACGAGGGGUACCCACUAUGGCACGAACGGCUGUUGGUCGCCCGCUUGGCGCCAUCACGGUGGGUGGUGGCGACGCCUAGUGGCGACAUCUACGAUGAGGACCUCAUGGAGAGCGAUGGGGUGCACCGAGUUGGGCCGCUGGGGGGCUUCGGCGCCGGCAUGGCGAACGUGGAGGUGUUCAGAUUCGUCAACCUCGCGGCGCAGGAAAAGCGAGAGCUGCUCGAGGCCGGCGAGGACUACGUCCGGGACAACGAGGGCGACCUCGACAUCGACGCCGAGUCGCGCCAGGUCCUCGUGGCGCAGCAUGUGCUUCCUCCUCGCGGCGGUGCUGGCCCUGGUGCUGCUCCCGCCCCCGGCGAGGCGGGCGUGCCCGCUGCGGCCCUCCCAGGGGCCGCCGCCGGCGUGGCCGGGGUGGCCGCCGAGUCCCGCCGCGGCUUCACACUUGGCGACGCGGUCGCCGUCUCCACGGGCCAGCUGCUCGCCUCCGGCGACCGCGGCGUGUUCACGGUGCCCGGUGCUGGGCCCCUCUGCGUGGCCGCGGCGGGGUCGCUCUCCUCAGGCGCGGGCGAGGGGGGCCUGCGCACCCUCCCCGUGCGCUUCGACAGGAGCAACCGCCGCUUCAGGGAGUAUGGCGACGCUGUGGUCUGCUUCUCGGAGACGGCGCAGGCCGGCUGGUCGGUGGCCGGGCCCCGCACUUGCAGCACUUGCAAGUGGCUCCUCCAGGAGCACGCCUACAUCUCCAAGGUGCUGGAGAGGGCCUGCGUCUUCGACCAGCUCAAGGGUUCCGAGCUGGAGACGUCCGAGGUCCUGUCGGGGCGCUACCAGCUCUGGGGGGAGCUGCGCGCAACCGAGCUCCGGGCGGCCGAAGCGGGCGAGGGGGGCGACGGCCGGCUCCUGGGCGCGGCGCUGGUCUGCCCGGCGCUCGAGGAGCACGCGGCGGGCAAGCUCGCCCAGGUGGUUGGCUCGGGCAUGGCGUCUGGCCCUCAGCCCCCGGACGACCGCCCUCGCGAUCUGCUGCCCUUCGCGGGCGGGCGGGCCCUCGACGAGCUGCACCUCGGCACGACGGGCGGCGGGCUCUCCGCAGCGGGCAACCGGAAAGCCUGGCGGCGCCGGGUCGAGGAGGCGCGGCUCCGCUCAGGCCUGGACGCGCUGAGCGAGCUGGGAGGUGGCGGCAGGGCGUCCAGCGAUGCCCAGGCGACCGCCGCCCAGGCUUCGGCGGUGCGCCCCCUGGCCAAGCUCUACGGUGAGCGCGGCUUGCAGUGCAUGCUGGCAGGGUGCAGCGGCCUUCUCCGCGAUCCCGCGGAGGCGCAGGCGGCGCUGCGCGAGCUCGGGCCCGCCAUGGCCUUGGACCCCGUGCUGAGGCUGAUGGGGCUUCAUGCGCGGGCGCUUCCCGGCGGAGCUGAGCUCCUGGACAAGGGCAUCCUGGAGAAGGCCACCGUCGUCAAGGAGACCGCGGGGGCCUUCUUCGUCAAGCGCAAGGAUGGCUUGCUGAGGCUGAUCUUCGACACUGGGCGGAGCAACUGUCACUUUGCUCCUCCUCUGUGCACUUCGCUAGCCAGCGGUGAGUCGCUGGCGGACCUCGAGAGCGAGCCCGGAGCGCGUCUCUGGGCGGCCUCUGCCGAUGUCGAGAUCUGCUUCUACCAGUGCGAGCUGCCCGCCAGCCUGCGGCCGCUGUUCGUGCUCCCGCCGAUUUUGGCGCGCCACCUGCCUGCCAGGUGGCGCAAGUGGCUGGGGCUCGCGGAGGGCGACGACGAGUGCGCCUUCCAGGCGCGCGGCGCGCCGAUGGGCUGGGCGCGGGCGGUGCACUUUAUUCAGAGGGCGCACGAGCACCUGCUACUCUGCUACAUCGACAACCUGGCCGUGAUCUCCGACAACGAGUGCGAGGCUGUGAACGGGGUCGCUCACAUGCUGAUGGAGCUCGACGGCGCGGGCGUGAAGGCUCACCUGGACAAGCCCGACCCGAGUUCGGGAUCGCUGGAGCUGCUGGGGUUCGAGCACGUGGCGCACCAGCGGCUCUGGCGGCCCGCGCCCGAAACAUUCUGGCGAGUGGCGAAAGCCCUCGAGUACGUCUUGCGAGCAGGGGCUACCCCAUCUGGCCCGGAGCUGGAGCGCCUCGUCGGGCACCUGGUCUCCAUGAUGAUGCCGCGCCGCGACCUCUGGGACGCCGCGGGGCGCCCCUGGCCCAGCGCGCGCCGCGAUCUCCGCUGGGCGCAUGCCCUGCUGCCCACCAUCGUAGCCCGCUCCGACCUGAAGUGGCUGCUGGUGGUUACCGCCCACGAUGCCUCCGAGUGGGUGUGUGGCGCCGCCGAGAGCCUGCGGGGCAGCGCUGACGCGGGCCGCGCGAGGCGGCUGCGCGAGCGCGCUCGGUUCCGCGGCCCGCUCGCAACCGCCGGGGGCAGCCAGCGUGAGCACGCACGGCUGCAUGGCGAGGAGGAGCUUCUGAGGCUGCCCGAUGCUGCGGUCCUUCUCUCCGGGGGGCAUGCCCACUUCCAGGAGGUGCCUCGCGAGCUGCUGCGAGGCGAUGGGUGGGCAGCAGUGGCCCCCCGCGCCUUCCGUCGGCCGGAUUCAAUUCACAACCUGGAGGCGGCGGCCCUCACCUGGCGCGUCCGCCGCGCGGCGAGGGCUUUGGAUGGGGCGGCCAUGGAGGCUCGCCGCCUCGCCACCGCGCUGGCCGGCCGGGCCCCAGCAGAGGCCCCGCCGCGGGCGGCCCACAGGCAGCGGAGUCGCUCGCCAGAGGCGCGGCUUCAGAGGACCCUCAACUCCGAGGGGGCCGCCGGGCUGGACUGCGCUGACAGCGGCGGGCUGGGCGCCCGCUCACGCCUGCCGCCCCGGCCCGGGCGCCCGACGCGCGGCCUCGGGGCGCUGCGCCCCCCGCGCUCGCCGCCCGCGCCCUCGCCCGGGCUCGCCGCCGAGGUGGGCAUCAAGCGGCUGGCGCCGCGGCUGCCCAGGCUGGCGCAGAACAGCGCGCGGCCCCCCACGCAGGUACAGUACGCGCGGGCGCUGAUGGAGCUCGCCGGCUGGCUUGCAGUCACGCCGCUGCCCGAGUGGGCGGCCAGCACGCGGGGCGAGCACCUGAGCGACUUCCUGUCGGUGCUCUUCGACCGCGGCGGCGGCCCCCACGCCGGGAAGCUCAUCGCGUCCGCGCUGCCGUGGGCACUGCCGCCCCUCGGGCUGACCAUGCGGUCCACGUUCCCGCUGACCCACCAGACAGGGCUCGCGCUGCUCGGGGGGCAGGUCAUCAGGCCGAUCGGCGGGAUGCCCGGCGCCCUGGGCCAGGCCACCAUCGUCCUCCACCCAGAGGACCUCGGGGCGCCCUCCAAGACGGGCCUCGUGGAGGCCCUGGACCUUCCCGAGCACCAGUGGGUCGGACACGCUCUCCUAAAGCGAAAGGAGCGUCGAGCCCCGCUGCAGCGCCUGUGCCCAAUCUCGCGCGGCGAACUCUUGGCGGAGAUGAAGAGGGCUGCGGCGGCCGUGGGUUGCGAGGUACUGCGGCCAACGCCCCGCGGGCUUCGUCGCGGUGGAGCCAGUCGCGACAAGGCGCUCGGACGGAGGUCUCUGGGCGACACCCAGCUGCGGGGCAAGCGGGGGUCACCUCUCGGCGCCCAGCGCUACCAGAAGCAGGCCGGGAUCAGCGAGCAGCUCAAGAGGCUCGCCCUCGAGGGCAAGGUCUUCCUGGAGGUGUUCGUCGGGGCGGGGCGCCUCAGCCAGGCCCUCCGCAGGCGCGGCGCCGCAGUCAUGAGCAUCGACGCGCGGCGCGGGCCGCGUCGCGACCUCAGGGCGCAGGAGGUCUUCAACGUCGUCAAGGGCUCGCGAGCGCCAGCGGGCUCGCGGAUGCCGGCGGCCCUGCGGCCGCCGCAGCAGCCCCGCGGCCUCGCUGGGCUCCCGCCGCGGGGCGCCGCCAAGCUCGCCGAGGGCAACGCUCUGGCCGACCGCGCUGGGCAGCUGGCCCGCCUGGCGCUGGAGCGCGAGGUCCCCGGCGGCGAGGAGAACCCCGCCCAGCCCCACCUCUGGGCGCUGCCCUCGAGGGGGCGCUUCCUCCUCCAGCCCAACGCGUUCGACGUGGUGGUCGACUACUGCGCCGCCAAGUGCACGGGUCGUGGCACUUGCAGUUUUUCCGGCCAGCCCCACAUCCAGCUCGCGGGCAAAGCCCGGGGCGACCCCUCCUUCAGAACAGUUCAGAAAAAUGAAUACCCACCGCAGUUGCGGAAGCGUCGCGUCGCGCGUCUGGCCGCGGCAUAG
Molecule: messenger RNA, 4542 nt
Organism: Prorocentrum cordatum
Lineage: Eukaryota; Dinophyceae; Prorocentrales; Prorocentraceae
Source: the annotation of a GenBank genome assembly